AUGGACGACGCCAAUAAUCCCAAGGGAUGGACCGAUCAUGAGAUCCUCUCCAGUCUCUUGUACCUCAUCCAAAAGGACAACAUCACUCUUGAUUGGGAUGGAGGUCUCUACGCUGCUGGCCGCACUGCCAGUGGCUUCAAGCAGAAGACCAACAAGCUCAUCAGGGCAUUCAGGCCAGAGUGGGAUGCUAUGGCAUCUGGUGCACCCGUCCCUCAGGCCACUCCCAAGAAGGCAUCUGCUACUACUCCUCGCAAGCGCAAGUCCAAGACCGAUCAGGAGGACGGCGAGGAUGCCCCUCCAAGUGUCAAGAAGCCGCGUGCUAGGCCGAGCAAGAAGGUUGCUACGCCCAAGAGUGAGGAUGACGAAGCAGACUUGGACGUCAAGGCCGAGCCAAAGGAGGAGGAGGAUAAGGAGAUCGAUGCGGAGGUUUGA
This is a messenger RNA of Bipolaris victoriae FI3, 432 nucleotides long. RefSeq lists its product as hypothetical. The transcript is spliced from 3 exons. Lineage: Eukaryota; Fungi; Ascomycota; Dothideomycetes; Pleosporales; Pleosporaceae. Bases 1 to 432 code for a protein of 143 amino acids. The record is from RefSeq and is a predicted model, not a curated record.